UCGCUGACGCAGAAAUUCACGAUGACUCAUGAAUGAAUGAUGCACAUGCACUGAGAGAGACACAUGCAUGUAUGCAGUGCCACCAACCAACAUCGAUCUCUACAAAUCGGACCUAUCCUAUGCAGCCAUGAACUCAUCUCAUCUCAUGACACUCACUCACUGUAGCCAUUAAUGUGUGUUGCAGGUCUGCAGAGAGACACACACAACUGCCACGACGAACAGAUCUAGCUAGCUGGCCAAGCAAGGCAGGAACGCUCAGGCUCCCCGGCUAGGCUACCCAUACACACCAACACGGCUUACACAGUCGUCAAUCGACUCCAUGGGACGGACGGAGGGAGGGAGGGAGAACAGCAAGCCCCCACAGACAGACAGGCAUACAAACAGACGACAAACAAACGAUCCAUCACAUCGAUCACCGUUCGUUCGUUCAAAAAGGCAACAAACAGAACACUUAACACUAACUGCAUCUUCGUCGGCUCAUGGUCUUCUGGACAGUCAGCCAGUCAGUCGAGUGUGGUCGUGAGGUGACUCGAUCAAUCCAUCCAUCCAUCCAUCAGACGGGUGGCUCGGGUGUUGCCUCGUCCUCCAGCGCCUCAAUCACUCGGUGCCACACCGACAUCAGAUGCUCCAGCCCGCCCAAAUAACCUACACACGCACACGCAGACACGCAGAUCAGAUGACGUCAUUAAUCUCAGUCAGUCGUUGACCGCUCACCUUCGUCGAGUCGAUCGGUGCCGGCGGCGACGUGUCCGAAGUCGAUCAUCCUGACGUCUGCCGACUCGACGGGGCUGUCCGCCGCACCGUCGUACACGUACAGCAGAGACGAACUGUAAAACGACCAGUGACGCUGACAUGACAAGGGAGAGACACAGACACACACAAAGACACAGACAGACAGACGGCCACACAGGUUGUCGGCGUGGGUGGCUCUCGUGGUGUGUGGUCAGCCCUCGUGGACCUGCACUUUGAAGAAGGCGUCCACUCGGCGCGUGCACUGCAUCGUCAGACACAGCACGCCACGCAGAGGGACAAUCGCUCCCUCUCUCCGUUUCAGUCAGUCAGGCCAUUGUUCGUUUCCUUGUUACCUCCAUCAGUCUCUUUGCGAUAUCGAUGGCUCGCUCGUCGGCCGGGCCGUCGCCACGCAGCCAACGUAUCAUUGCUGCACAAUGACAAAAGGCACACACAGAGUCAUCGCAAACGCGACAGUGGCUGUCGAUUCAAUAUGGGCCUUCAUGGUCACCUCACCUUGUGUGAUCUCGUCCAUAGUCUGAAUGCGCUUGGCGUCCGGACGGGACAGCUCGACACUCGAGCCGUCACUCCGGUGCGCCUGCACACACACAGAGCAGAGAGAGGAGACGUGACGUUGGUGUGGAUUCGGGGUUCAUUCAUUCUGGCUGGGCUGAUAUCUGACCGUGUAGGCCGUGACUGCGAUGCCGUAUUUGGCGGUGGUCUGCUCGUUGGCCUUUGCGAUCAUCUUGUCCCUCUUGGCGUCGCUGGCCUCGUCAUCGUACAAGCGGUAGCCCAUCUUGAUGUCGCACUGGCAGGGCACCGACAGACCACCGACCAAGUUGCCCAGCUCUAUCAGACACUGAAUGACCACACACACACACAUACACACACAUAGAGAGGGGAUUGGAUUGCAGACAGCAGAUCGUCUUAUUCUCGAAGCGCACAUGGUGGCCGUCGCUCACCCGUUUCGGCCUGCCCUCAGUGCCGUUCUCUUCUCGGUCCUCUUCGUCUUCGUCAGUCUGGACGUGCGAGAGCCCCUUGGGGUUGAGGUCGAUGUAGUAGCAGGGCGGGGUGAGCAUGACGAGCUGCCUGGCCCAGUCGACCUCCUCCAUCCGCAGCACCAGCUCCUCAGCACCCUCCGUCCACACACCCUGAACUGCACUCACACACGAGCACAGCACAGCACAGACACACCUGUUGUGUGUGUGUGUGUGUGUGUGUGGUCGUACCAGUGGGUGCGUUGAUUCUGUAGUCAGGUUCGCUUGGGAGGGUGGUGGGGCUGUCGGUGUAGUGGGAGGGGGUGAGGGCCAUGCGGUAUAAACCACGGUAAAACUCAGCCUCCUUCGGCAGACACAACUGACGCACACACAUAGAGAGAGACAUUCGCGCAGUCGUCUCUCUGCGGUGCAUACUUCGCCAGCUGACCUUGACCACUUUGGCGUUGUCCCCUUUCGAUUCGUCCCCCUCGUAAACGAAAAACGAGUCCGGAUGACCUCCCAACUGAGCCUGCACCACACAAACACACAUAAAGGGUCACCUCUCCACUACAUCCCUUCCUCUCCCUCUCACCAUUUGGCUGGCCGUGACAGGCACCAGCUUCCUCUCCCUAAUGGUGUCGUUCAUCUCCUCCCCGUCGUUGUUGCCCUCGUCAAGACAAAACGACAGGUCGGCCGCCACAUCCUUGGGCGACUCCUCCACAGGCGAAAAAGGCGUGUUGGGCGGCGGCGGUGGGCCCGGCAGCGGCGAGUUGGACUCGCCAGGCGACGGUGCUUCUGCCCCAGGCGCGAGAGCGACGAUGCGGGGCAGCCCGUUGAUGUCUGCAACGAGUGGCUCCGGCCUGGGGGGCGCCUCGCCGCGGCUGGGUCGUGUGGAGCGUCGAGUCCUGGGCGCCGCGGCUGGAGGAGGUGUGGGUGUGGGCUCGGCCUCGGGCAUGGGUGGGGGAGGGGGAAGGGGGACGAGGGGGCUGAACAGCUCGUGCACCUGCUCCAGCUUCUUCACAAGCUGAUCAACGGAGAAAAGGUAUCGGCUUUGACUUGAGCAACCCGUGCAUGUCCGUGCGUCACCAUUGAAGAGUACGACGGGUGUGGGUAUCUCCUCAUGUCGCCCUCAUCCCGCAGCACCCGGUGCGCGGGGAAGCCGCCUGAUGAUCCAUGGGUGCAGAUGGACACACAACAGAUUAUUGACAUCAUCUAAACCACAUGGCCGAGCAGAGCACCCUGUGUGCUGUCUGUGUGUUACCUGUCCAUGGUUCUAGCGACGACAGGUGGAAUGUCUCUGCUGUGAGUGCGGGGUCUCUACCGAUCGGCUUCAGCAACGCCUUGACGGACGCGAUCGACGCCUCAGACAGCAUGGACAGAUUGUAGCCGCCCUCCAACACUGCAGCACACACACACACACACAGAUAGCAUCACACGUGUCAUUCUCUGUCAUGAAAUGUCAUGUGUGGUGUCUGUCUGUGGUUCUCGCCGACCAAGUAUGACUUUUCCGUCCGCGUAAAUCUCCGCGAGGCGGCACAUCUGCUCCGUCAUCCAGCCGAAGAACCCGGGACUCACAUGACACUCACCUGCACACACACACACAUGGACCCACACCAUGCCCAAACCAGCCCAGCCCAUCUCUCGUCCCGCGUAUUAUAUGGCCGAUCGCUCACUCACCGAGGGGAUCGAGCUCGACAGCGUCCAUGCCGUGCGACACGACGAAGAGGUCCGGCUGGAGGUGGUGGACGAGAGGCACGAUGACGUGCUCGAAGAUGGCGUACAUGUCGGUGUCGUCGUAGAGGUAGUCCAGGGGCACGUUGAGCGUCGCCCCAAACCCCUCGCCCUCGCCCAUCUCGUCCAUGUCGCCCGUAUUCUGAUCAGGCAGGCAGACAGGCAGACGGACAGACGAAGGGAUUCCCAUUUAUGCAGAUCUGCCCGUGGUAACGGUGGGUUGCUGUGUUGGUCGUCUGGCUUGGGCUUGGCUUACGGGGUAGAAAAAGGAGUAUCGGUGUGUGGAGCAGUAGAACACGUCGGGGUCGGUCCAGAAGAUGUUCUGGGUGCCGUUGCCUGACACACACACACACACACACACACACACACGCGGCAUACACUUGACCUGCCAUCCGUAGCGGGUGUCUCUCUCUCGGCAGUGAGUACCGUGGUGCACGUCCCAGUCGAGUAUGAGGACCUUCCGAGCGCCGUGUUUGGUGCGAGCAUACUGCGCACCAAUGGCGGCAUUGUUGAAGAGGCAGAAUCCCUCAGCCUGAUUGGCACUCGCGUGGUGACCUGAGAUGAGACCCCACACACCGCACGACACACGGAUGAAUACAUUUGGGCCAACACAAACAAAGAGUGUCGUCAGUUGGUACCAGGGGGUCGCAUGACGACGUAGCCCUUGGAGAUGGGCGACGACUGAUCGUACACCUGACACACACGUGGAAAACAGAAGGGAGGGAGAGAUAGAAGGAUGUAUACGUCUGCGAGAUGAGAGCAGUGUGUCCAAGUAAGUCAUCUCACCUCAUCGCAGAGCGUCAGGACCGCCCCAGCCGCCCGCAACGCCGCCUCGGGGGUGUACUUGCACACAAACGUAUCCGCCCUGAUAUAGGCACACACACACACAGGUAGGGGCGGCAGAAGAGCAUGCAGAUGCAUGUGAGAAAUUUCGGCGGUCUCUGUCAGUCAGCAUACCCGAAUGGGUAUAUCCACGGCUUCUUCUUAGGCAUCACCACAAAGUUCUGAAAGCACCACAGAGAGCACAGGGAAGGCUAAAGCGGCAUAACAGCCUCGCUGACGCGCCGUACAUGUGAUCGACCCACCUCUUCUUCGUCGACCAGAUCUUCCUCGGUCGCCUCCUCAGCUGCCGAUGCUGAGGGCUCCUUCGCCUCCCCCUCUCCCUCUCCCUCCCCCUCCUUCUCCUGGAACAGCCCCAGCACUCGGUCCACAUGGCGCUCGGUGUGGCACAACAUCACAUCUUCCUUCGUCGCACACCUGAACAGACAGACAUACACCAACCGCAGCACAAGACACACGGACGACAGGCAGAUCAUGCGCUUGACGACUGGCUGGCUGGCUCGCCUCUCCCCUUCGCUGUCUACCUGGGCGUGAGCUGCGUGGUACGGCUGAGGAGGCCGCUCUCUUCCAGGCCGUUCAUGAUGGCCUGCACACGGGAGGGACUCUCCACAUGAGGCGGACCUGCGUGACACACACCACACGAAGACCCAAAACCAUGCGCUUCAGAUCUCUCGUGUGUGUCCGCCGCGCCCCCCUUUCUUGCCUGCGUGCUUGAGAACGAACGGGUCGUACACCACGGCAACCGACGGCCUCGCCGCUCUCCCCGCCUCCACGGGUGACGCGCCGGAUCUCUCGUCUGACGUGCUCAUCGCCUUGAGUCUGUCCGCCAGAGAGGCAGCCAGCUGUUCACCCUCAGCAGGCUCUGUGGACGCCAUCGUGAGCGAGAUGAAUGAAUGCCAACAGAUCCGAGCACUUCGGGGUUUUUUCUUUCCAAUCCGACUGACGGACCUCUCAACACCCAACAGAGUGCUACAGGCCGCGAGUGCUUUCG
This is a messenger RNA of Vitrella brassicaformis, 5268 nucleotides long. NCBI's taxonomy places the organism in Eukaryota, Vitrellaceae. The record is from the annotation of a GenBank genome assembly.